AUGCACCCCUUUUCGAUCGUCACUCUUGCCAUAUUUGUAGCUGGCUACGGUACUGCUAGAUGGGAUCUCGUUACACGUCUCUACGAGCUUUCACUUUUUGCGUGGGACAAGGGAGUUAUCAUACGCGCAGCUCAGGGAUUCGGCUUCUUGACUCUGGUCUUCCUAGUCGUUCUCCUGCCCGUACAGCAUCUCGCUCGAAUCGAAGCUAAAGUGCAUCCUCGGACUCUCGACGCUGAGCAUGAUGGAUUGAUGAGAGUGUUUUGGCCGACCGAUAUCGAAAAAUCAGAGCUGCCCGGCGUCAUCGUUGGGUGGAGGAACUCGGGCCUCGAUGUCGUGGUCGUAGCAGUACUGGAACAUGUCGAUCCCCGAAACGUUGAGAAUGCCCUCAAGGCUGCCAUCCUUCUCCGAGGCGCCCCACACGAUCCGAACCGCAUCGGAAAGUUAUGCGGUCCCGAUUCCAUGCAUGUACUCGGUAUUACCAACGUAGAAGCAGCUCCCGAAGGCGCCUUUGUGCUGGAGCCAUCAUGGGUACUUGCAAGGACGCGACCAUCCAUGAGGGUGCCCAACGUCAAGUGCCAGAUGGCGUCCAGUGUACAGAUCAUAUCCUUCGAGCGGCCCCUGCCCAAUCGGAUGCAGUACAUAUCUCUCAACCCAAUCGCCCUGGCCCUUACUGACAAAGAGGAUGCCUCCUUGAUAUCAGUAUCUGACGGGUCAGAAGCAGAAGACGAGAAGCAGGAGCGGCAACACAAGGAAAAGAAGCGGAAACUCAUGGACAAGUUAAAGCAGCAUUCCGUCAUCAAGCAUACACAGUCCCAGAAGGACAAGGCCCUUGCCAAGAUAGUCAACCAAGUCAACUGGGCCUACGAGCUGGAGCAGCUAUUGCAGAAGAACGUUUCAUUGAUCGGCACGAGACCGAGGAGAGCUCUCAGCGUUUCCGAACGAGUGGUGGAGAAAGCAACCACAAUGAGAGACUUCGUCAUUCUCUGGAUAUGGGAUAUGAUAAUUCUUUAUCUGUUUCCCAUUGUCAGACAUUUAUUCAUACUCAUGCUGGUUGGCCACCGGGCCGCUGCGGAGAUCCUGCUGCAACUGCUCGAAUGGCGACUUAGACCAAGCUCGCCUGCACUCAAGGAUAUCUCCGCAACGGCGCAGCAGAUCGAGAUCCGCCUGCAGCAAUUCUGUUAUUGGCCUAUGCAGUACGUCAAGUUGCGACUGCGCAAGAACGAUUGGGAAAGCGUCACGACCAGUCACCCCGACUACAUCCGGUUCUAUAACAGCCUAUGGCUCGUCGCCAACGACGUUAUUAUCGGCAUUGCCAUUGGGUCAUACAUCAUCGACAAUGCUGGGUGGGUGGCAGACCAGAUCGGUCUGCUUCUUAGACAGUAUACCGUGGAAGCGCUGCACAGCAGCAUUGAGUGGCUUAUGGGAUGGCCGGCCGGACUAAAACUCAACAAGGAGCUUGCGCUGUUUCUUGGCGACCUGUUUCUGUGGGUUAUUGAGUACUGGUCGAGCUGUAUCGAGACCCUUCAGCCCCUGUUGCCGCGAAUAAUAUGGUUCAUUGGCUUCUCAAGCUUUGCCGGCGCGAGUAUGCCCAUCGCCAUGUUUUCCGAUCUCGUCUCGAUCCUCACAGUCCAUAUAUACUCCUUUUAUCUCGCUUCCGCUCGCAUAUACCAUUGGCAGCUCACCAUCCUGCUCUCGCUGUUUCAGCUUUUCAGGGGAAAGAAGUACAACGUGCUUCGAAAUCGUGUCGAUUCCUGCGACUACGAUCUCGAUCAGCUUCUGGUGGGCACCAUCUUCUUCACAUUACUCUUCUUCUUGCUUCCGACCGUCGUUGUCUUCUACCUGAACUUCGCCGUCGCUCGAAUGGCCAUCAUCUCACUGAAGGCGAUUUUCGAUACGAUGCUUUCCUGUCUCAACCAUUUCCCGCUAUUUGCCCUAAUGUUACGGAUCAAAGAUCCUAGGCGCCUCCCUGGCGGCAUUCGUUUUGAACUUCGUGAUACCCAAGAUAGACUUAAACUUGAUUCUAAUACGCUCGCAUCGCCAUCUCAUCCGCCCACUUCUGUCAUCUACCUGAAACCGAUCCCGCUCUCAUUCACAGCCAUGUUUCACCAAUACUUUCAGAUGGGAAGUCGCAUACGGAAGCAUUAUUUGUCGCCACGCGUACUGUUUUGCCUAAUCACCGGCCGAUUUGUCCCGCCGAUACACCGCAAAGUGUUGUACUCGCUGCAGUACAGUAUGCUACCUGCACAGCGGUCUGGGAUUAUGGAGAUGUGGGAUGCGUUAAAUUCAUUGCCGGCCAAGAAACGCCCCGUAAACAUCUAUCCAUACGGUACUCCCUUCUUGAAUGUCCCGAAUCUUUCCAAUGGCAGACGUGCAAAUGGGAGAAGGGGUGGGUACUGA
Messenger RNA from Truncatella angustata, 2397 nucleotides. RefSeq names its product Gpi1-domain-containing protein. Gene Ontology annotation, cellular component: membrane; endoplasmic reticulum. Gene Ontology annotation, biological process: GPI anchor biosynthetic process. The transcript is spliced from 6 exons. The coding region runs from base 1 to 2397 and encodes 798 amino acids. NCBI's taxonomy places the organism in Eukaryota, Fungi, Ascomycota, Sordariomycetes, Amphisphaeriales, Sporocadaceae. The record is from RefSeq and is a predicted model, not a curated record.